This is a messenger RNA of Penaeus monodon (black tiger shrimp), 1526 nucleotides long. RefSeq lists its product as uncharacterized. Lineage: Eukaryota; Metazoa; Arthropoda; Malacostraca; Decapoda; Penaeidae. The record is from RefSeq and is a predicted model, not a curated record.
CCAUCGACGUGAAUACACCUCAAGACAUCACCGCAUUCCAUCCACACAUGAGAACAACAGCCGUGCCGCACUGGUGUGAAGUGCAUCGACGAGAGGGUUACAACACUUCACAAUGUCGGCUAUUGAGGAUGGUAUGCUAUGGCUGUGGGGAGAGUGGGCAUUUGGUGGCCCUGUGUCCCAUUCAGCCGCGCCACUCAGGGUAGAACUCCCAUCCCGCGGGCGGUUCCUCCAGCCCCAGGGAACGAACCGAAAGAAUCACUGACGACACAGAAGGGCAGGCCUCUAGUAUGUCUGCAGGUCAACGGGAAGACCACAGUCUGUUUCCUCGACACCGGGAGUGAAGUGACGAUCGUGAAUGAAGCCCAUGUCAACAUGCUACCGGGGGUUCGGAUGCUGCAGACCUCCCAGUCUCUUCAGGGAGUGUCAGGACCACCCAAAACUGUGGUAGCUGAGGCUGAUUUGACCUUCAGACUUCACCCGGAUUUUGUGCUGACCCAUCGACAUAUACCGGUGAGGAAUCAAAAUGCGUACAUGAAGCCUCAGCUGGAGAAGUGAAUGAUAAGUGUGGCAAGAAAUUUCAACACAUUUCCCCUAUGCAUGUUGCUGAACGAAUUGUGAUCCCAGCCCAGUCAGGAUGUUUUGUUCCAGCAAAUUUGACAAGAGGCAUGCCGCCAGACGCCCAUCUGGCUAUUAUAGAAGGCAAUGCUACCUGUUUGACAGUACCGAGGACCCUCAUCUCUGUUCACGAACGGAGGUCUAGUGUUUGGGUUGUGAAAACGGACCAGAGAGCAAGAAAACUUUCCCCAGGUACGAUACUUGGUUAUGCAGAAAUUGUGCAACUUGAAGAAGUCACGAGAGCAGAUGAUCAUGACACACAGGGUUCGGGGCCCUUAAUUGAGAGGAGGACGCCAGAGUACACCACUCCGUUUGUUUCGACCCUGCGCCCCUGGAUUAAUGAAUGGGUGCAUGAGUGUGCUUGUAUUGCAGCCCAUCUACCACAAUGGUGGGUAGAAACUCUAACGGGCUCGGUUCCUUCGUCACGUGCCACGACGCCUACUAGCCCGCCGGCUGUCGGGGAAGCUUCUGGUGGGGAUGCACCCGUGCAAGAACUGCAAAAUAGUGGCGAUCCUCGAGCUGCAGCACCACAGCCACCACCAGAUGUUCAUGAUAUGCUUAGUGCUGCUCUAAGUCGUAUUUCCGUCCUAGAAGAAGUGAUAGCUGCUACUAGAAGCGAGAAUGCCCGGUGCCAGCCAUUGGCGCGGGAAGAGCCACCCCCCGUGGGUCACAGUAACGUAUCACAAGUUCCCCAUUUAAUACCCCAGGAGCCCACCUCGUAUGUUUACCCCACUCAUGCUUUGGGUGUUCACCCAGCCGCACCUGCCAGCACCCGCCAAGCUUUGAGUGGCCGAGAUGAAAUCCCAGUGUUCUGCGGUGAGACGCCUGCCUCACAAGCUCUGCAGAGAAACCGGGAGGUGGAAGCUUGGAUAUCUACCAUAGAGAUGCCCACGCAGCCGGCCACCGUAUGA